AACGCGGAAGCAAAGCCUGAGCACAUUCCACGUCACUUGAGGUGGAUUUAGCGAGAGCGAGGCAGCAUUCUGACAUGAGAAUCUAGCGCUUUGACGUGAAACUCGCCGGAUGUGAUGCCACGAGCAUUGCGGCUUCACGCUCAAACUGACAGCGAAGGAAAUCUCAGCGGCUUGUAAACAGAGGUUUCAUCUCAAGGGUGUCUGAUCUGGUGCUCGAUCUUAAUGGGCGAAUCAGGGACACGCCGCUCCACCCUGGUCUCCAGGCUUCCCAUCUUUAGACGUAGUGUGCGAAAGAGGCAGGACUCGCUCCCUUCCUCGCCCUCCUCCGGUGGUGUCGGCAAUGGCGUCCACACUUCCUCUCCCUCCAGCACCAACUCCAGCUCCAGCAGCACGAGCAAGCGCCGCAGCUUCUUCCACACACCGUCCCUCAGCUUCCACUGCAAAAGAAACAGCGACCCGACCCAGCUCAGCCUGGACAAUCGUAGCCAGGGAUCUGAAGCCACCUUUCAAGACAGUUCCAUCUCAAAGACGCGCCAUUCCUUUGGAUUUGGCCGACAUAAAAAGAAGAUCCCCCGAUCUCAGACGGAAGACCUUGAGAAAACGUCCACCAAUCGCAGCAUGUUUAUUAAUUGCAUCAGCUCAGGGACCAAUGAGGGAGAUGAUUCAGGGUUCCUCGAUGAUGUGAGCAGCAAGAGGUCUUCCAAGCAUAAGAAGCAGCUGCUGCCCAAAUCCUUAUCAGCUCACCAACAGUUUUCUAAGAAUUUGUCCAAUGUCCCAGACCAGGGUAAAGAUCAGGAAGCUGCGGAAGAUCCUCCUAAAACUGGUACUCCAGGUUCCUGGCCUGGAGAACUGGUUGAGAGUUCUCUACAGUCGCCCAUGAUCUCAGAAGACCGCACCACGGCAGUAACACCAUCCGAUUUUGUUCACGUUACCGAAGACUCCGUUUCGGAAGUGGAUGCUUUGCCAGCCCCAAGUCCAGCUGCUCCACCAGAAAACUUCAGCCAAGCUGUUUCUACCUCACAGGUGUCUUUCACCCCAGCCCAGGCCAGCACGGAAAAGCACUUACUGCCAGAUACCAGCCACACAGCCAACACACAGUGCGAGAGCACCACUGCCCAUACCGAACCUGUGACGCUGCAAACAGUGAAAGAGCUGAACCUUGACACAAACCCUGACCAGUCAGAGGCCAGUGAGAAUGAGCAAGCUCCACAACUGAGUGAGGACAGCAGCUCCAAUCCAGACGCCCGUGAGAGGCGGUCCAGGAACACCGUGCUCAUCCAGCAGGCAGGAAGAUCAUCAGGCCUGAGCAAACUGGAGACCAGGCCAAGUUACCUGAGAAAGCCGCACACAGUGUCCAUGUGCAGCAGCGUGAGCCCGUACCAUGAGGUGAUGCGCAUGGAGAGACGUCUGCGGUCGGCCUCUGAGGGUGCAGGAGGACCCAGGCUUCACCUCAACCUCAGGGAUCCUCACUGCAUGGAGGGCAACACUUUAUCCAAGCAGAGAACCAGUUCCUCAUCUUCUAAACUGGGCAGCCUGGAUGUUUUGAAUAACCUUGGCUCAUCUGAGUUGGAUGAGGAUGACCUGAUGCUGGAUCUCGACCUUUCGGAUGACCAGCGACCUCACCAUGAUCAGUGGUUCUCAGCCGGUUUUGCUUCAGGACCCAGAUUACACAUUGGACAAGUGGCGACCCAGCAAACCCCACGGGAGGAUUCCAGUCAAUCCCUUGCAUCAUUCCUCAACCUGCUGCCUUCCCCCCUCGAGGCCUCCACCGACCGGACCCCUGGAAGAGAUCCCAAGGAGCCCCCCCUCAGGGAGCAGCGGCCGAUGUCCCUCUGUCUGUCUCGUGAUGAUGAACCUUUGCCCGGGCUGGAAGCACUGCCGUUCAGGCUGAUGCAGCAGGACUGCACAGCGGUAAAGACUCUUCUGCUGCGGCUACGCAGGACCCUGCAGGAGAGUUCCGAGAUCAGUCCUGCCAGCAGCCUGCACUCUCUACCCAUAAGCCCCUGCAGUGAGAAAUCCCUCCCCUUUAAGGAUCCUGUGAGGGAAGAGAACCAGUUCCUGCAGCAGCAGCUGAAGGAGAAAGACGAGCUCAUUGUACGACUUCAGGCUGAGUUGGGAUCCACCCGCAACGCUCUGAAGUCUCUUUGCCAAAAAGCUGACAAAAGCACUCAGACAGAUUUCUUACUCUCAGAGGCAAUCCAUCCGAGUCGACCCACAGGCCAAAACAGCAACAUUCCCAGCAGCAGCCUCACAAGGGAGCGAAGGCCGGCGCGAAUGUCCGCUGCGGACCAGCACAGUCGGCCUUGUGAAGAGAGGGCUUGCAGCAAUGGCGGAGUAGGAUUGAGGGAGUCACUACGGAGAGCUGAAGGUGGGCAGUCCUUGUCUGAGGUAUCCGGACCUCGCAAGACGGAGCACCCGGGGCCCUCUCAGAUCCCUCGCGCCGUGGCCGGCAGCAGUAUGAGCCUCCCCAGCAAGGCCAGUCCCUCACGCAGUCUGUCCUCGGACAGCGAGCGGGGGCCACGGAGCGAGCGAGGCCCUAUUCCCAGGCUUCAGUCCUCCUUUACCGGCCGUCUGGGUCAGCCGCCCCGUGGGCCUCUGUCUUUACACAUGUACAGCCGAAAGAACGUCUUCCUACAGCACUCACUCCAUACAGCCGAACUGCAGGCUCUCGCUCAGCAGGACGGUUGAAAACACACACACCGAACACUGACACAUGCCUCAGAUGGAUACGAGUUCCUCAGUGACCGCGAGUACCUUUAGACCCACGUGUACUCAGUUACAUCAAAGCUAAUUUUCCUCUCAAACCUCAACCGAACUUUAGCCGCACACCGAGACUCUUCUUAUCCUUUGUGGAGUUAAAGUAAUCAUCUGCAGUAUAUUAAGUGUCAAAACCAAUCCGUAGUCUGCACUACUUAAGCCUUUUUGAAGAACUAGUAUAUGCUGCUCCGAUAAGUACUUUAGAUUGACGGUCCAUUAAGGUGAGAGAUUCCCUCGCUACAUUAUCACAUUGUACAGUUCUGCUGAAAUGCUAGAGGAUGUCAACAUUUUGCAUUCCAUUAUAUUAUUAAAAGAAAUUCAGGGUCCAACAUUAACACUUGCCAAGACUCCAAUUUCAAGUAAAAAUAAUUGGUUUGGACAAGUUUAUUUAACCUUUUGCCCAGUACCUCUAUUAGGAACUGUAACAUUGUGGUUUAUAUCUAGUUGUAUGAAUGAUAAUCUGAUCUUCGCUGCUGUAAGAUAUCAAUUAAAUUUUAGACACAAGUGUGUCUUAUUAAAACCAAACGUUUCUUCAGAUCUCAGUUUGGUGACAAAUUACUGUUCAAAUGUUUGGGGUCAGGAAAUUUUUUCUGGUUGCUUGUGUUCACCAAGGCUUUUUAUAUUAUGUAAUAUGAUAAAUAGUAAUAUUUAAAAAAUAUUAUAAUUAAAAAAUCUAUUAUAAAAUUUAAAUGUAAUUUAUUCCUGUGAUGGCAAAACUGAAUUUUCAACAACCAUUGCUCCAAGUUUCGUCACAUAAUCCUUCAAAGAUCAAAAAAGAAAUUCUAAUAUGCUGAUUUGCAGCCCUAUUAACAUUGAGCCUAUUCUUAUUUUCAAGGUUAAAAAUUGUUGUGCUGUCUAAUUUUUUUUUUUUUGGAAACCAUGGUGUUUUUUAUUUUUAUUUUAAUGUAUUUUUUUUUGUUAUGAAUUUAAAUUUAAAUUCAAAAUCCUUUGUAAUAUUAUAAAUGUGCGUGGUGUCACUUUUGAAUAAAUCAACUGAAUGCAUCCUUGCUGAAUAAAAAUAAUCUCUUAAAAAAAACAUAACUGUACUUUCCCCGAACAUUUGAAUGGUACAGUAUAUGUGAUGUAUUUGUAUUCAUAUAAAGCCAUAAUCAAAAUAUUGUGAACAAAAUUAUGUUUUUGUGGAAAAUCUGAGGAACUGGCAAAUGCGACUGAGAAAAAAAAAAAAAAAUUUUUUUGUACUGGUCAUAAAAAUACAGCCUCAAGAUGAGUUCCCAAAAUUUUUGUCCGGUUUCUCAAUUCAACAAAAACAUUUUGUGCCAAAAAGUUAAUUUUGGACCCUGCAUGUAGAAACUUUAUUAAUGUUUUCAAAACAUUUUAACUCUAACUCACAACUAUAGACUUGCUUAUUAGAUUAAGCCCAAUCAGUAGUGAUGUUUAUAAAAGUAUGUCACAUUUAUUUGAACCGGUAAACAUGACACUGAUGAACCAAGAAUCGAAGAGAGAGCAUUGAAACUCUUGCUCCCAUAUUGUCGGACCGCUUUUUGGGAGUUUAACAAUUUUGCCUCUCUAAUUGCAAGCUACCAUUUUUUCCCCCCUUUGGCUGCAAACAAACAAAAAAGCUUUUUCGCACUGAAUCGAAGCUCAAAUAGGUUUGACAGCCCUUGAGGAAGGACUCCGUGAGAGCCUCAAGUCGUAAACACUUAGACAGACCUCAAGGCAGCUGAACUUCACGAAAGAAAUGCCCUUCGUUAAACAAAGAAGUAGAGCCCUCUUUGCAGAGAAAUACAUUAUUACAUUUGACAUAGGUGAGGCUUUGAAUUUUUAUUAAAAAAGAUGGCAAAUAAAUUUUAUUAAACAUGUCAGUAACUUCAGUAAGUUUAAAACUGCAAUAGACGGCCUCAUACAGUGCUCUCUCUUAAGACAAGCAGGUGAAACAAGUAAUGGCCUCAUUUUGGCAGCGUUGGGAGAACGUUGGGAUGGUGAUGACCCGGCUUUGCGGAUCAGGAGCUCAAGCAAGGAUGCAUGGAGGAGAAGGAAACCCUGAAGAAACGCAGUCCCAUCCAUCCAGCAGGUCUGCUCCCUGUGGUCCAGUGCUCCAAUUUCAGCAAUCUGUUGGGAGCACCAUGGCUUCCUCUCUCUCGAUCUCCUUCUCCCUCCCAGACCUACUUCCAGCUCUGUGUGUGAUCAGGCUCAGGGAGAGAAAGCGGUCUUUAGCGCGGUCUCACCACUACAUUCUCUGAUACUGAUAUCACACUCCCUAAACUGGAACGUGUUUGUCUUGUUACGGGUCCAAAUCAAAAUUUGUUAAGAGUCCAAAAUUAACAUUUGGUGAACAAAUGUUAAAUAGGAGUAAAAUUGUCUUUGAUAUGUACAGUAGAUAAAAUUAUUGGGAACUGGUUAUUAAGAUUGGGCUUCCAAAUAUAAAAAAUUUGAAUAAAAAGUAUAUAAUUAUUAUAAUAUAACAAACAUUUAGGGCCAGAUUUACUAAACAAGGCAAAUUAGCACAGGAACACACUUCCAAAACCGUGCCAGAGGGUGUGGAUUUUUCUGCGAGUGAUUCAUUUUAAUACUCUCCCCCCAUAAACUUAGCAUCUAAAAGGGAAACUCCUACAAAUGCAUAUUCGGUAUGAUCAGGUGUCCUCGCUUUAUUCACUGCGUGUCUUUUAAUAUCCUGACACUACUAUUUUAAUGCCAAAAGUUGGUUUGCGCUGACGCAAGCUGUUAGUAAAUCUGUCCCUUAUUGUAAACAUCUAACAUUACUGUUGAUUUAAUUCAUGCUAAGGAUCCUUUGCAUGUUGUUCUAAUAAUAUACAACUUUUUUUUAAAUUAAAAAAAUACAAUAAAAAACUCAGAUUUUGACGAUUUCUUUUUCCAUUUGUAUAUCGGUUUAGUUCAUGCAUCCAUCACGUACAAGGCAAACAGUUCAUUUUGGACCCUGCUUACGGUAUUUCAGAACGACCUCAGGAGAGCAGACUGCUGUUAGUCAGCCAAUUUGAGUCAAUUCAGCCCUCGAUAACUGCGCUCAGCAAUACUGUUCAAAUGCGGGGUGGGUGUCAGUUUGUGACUGGUGAAUGUUAAAUGCGUGUUCCCAGAGGCAGGAAUUGUCCUUGUUCCUUCCUGAGCCUCUCUUGUGUCUUUGACACAUGACUUUAAACCACACGUUUGAGCCAUGACGCUUGGAGGACGGAGAUAUAAACAGACUUGAAUAUGCGGGAUCAUGAGUAGAAUCCGUGCAAGAGCGGGGACUUGUGGAUCUCGAGUGACUCAAUCAUUAACAUGACUAUAUGUGCCAUCUCAUUUCUGACUUCAGAAUUCUUUAUCGUUGAAUAGAUAUUUAUUUGGCCUUAUUUAUUAUGUAAAAUUGUAAAACGACUAUCAGCUUAUGCUUUAAUUUGUCUGUAUCAAUGCAUAUAAAACUGUCUUCGUUGCAGAUGCUGUUGCUAUGCUGAAAUCAUCUCUUACAUCAUUUAGAUUUUCUCUUUUUUUUUUCAUCAGUAUGUACAGGGUUUGCAUAACAAUGGCACCUUUAAGAGAUUUCAACCCUAAUGAGAUUCGAAAUGACCUUUAUCUGUAUCUUUUCUCUCACUGGUGGUUUUCAUUAAGAUGUUCUGAUUUUCACUGAAUGUAAUAUAUUCAUUCAUUAAAGACUGAUAUUCCAAAAACGAAAUGGUUUUAAUAUACGCAAGCCCUGGUUUUGGUUGUUAAUAGGAUGGUUUCCACAUUUAACGUUUCUAUUAACUGUUUUUCCAGCACUGCUUCUUUAGUACACCUGCUCCUUCAUGUUAGACAUUAUUUUUAAUGUUCGAGGAGGGUACACUGUAAGCAAUGUUACUGUUUACAAUCAUCAUCUCUGGAAACUAGACGUGAAAAUGCUAUUGCUUUGAUGGCCUGCAGCG
This is a messenger RNA of Carassius auratus (goldfish), 6614 nucleotides long. It is a transcript of the gene ccser1, whose product is annotated as coiled-coil serine-rich protein 1. The record is from RefSeq and is a predicted model, not a curated record. Bases 223 to 2688 code for a protein of 821 amino acids. The transcript has 11 exons. Lineage: Eukaryota; Metazoa; Chordata; Actinopteri; Cypriniformes; Cyprinidae.